Messenger RNA from Linepithema humile (Argentine ant), 19817 nucleotides. The record is from RefSeq and is a predicted model, not a curated record. NCBI's taxonomy places the organism in Eukaryota, Metazoa, Arthropoda, Insecta, Hymenoptera, Formicidae.
CAGGCGUCGGCAGUCUGCGUUCCGAGGCGACGUGGCCUGCACGACGGAGCGACAUACCGCGUCCUCUCCAAUUCUCAGUGCGCUCUCUUCUCUCUUUUCCUUCUCCUCCUCCUCCUCUCCACCGCACGCUGUCUUCCGUCUUUCUGCCUCCGAUUCCCUCUCUCCGGAUCUUUCUCUCCCACUUCAUCGCGUGUCCCUGUGCUUCUCUCGUCGCCACCGUCCUUGCGCCUGACUCUGUUUCUCUCUUUCUCUCUUUAUCCGUCUCGAUUUAUCACGCGCGAUUCUCUUUGUCGCUCCAGCACCUGGCUCGCGACGCGACUCUCCGCUCCGGAUACUCGGCGACUUCGUCAACACGCCUCGCCGCCGCCGUCUUCGUGGUCGUCGUCAUCGUCGCCGCGCAGUAGACACAUACAGACGUACGCGUAGCGAGAGAGAAAGAGAGAGGAAUUCGCAGUGCCACGUUUCGAAACGCCCGGUCGUCGCCGUGUCGCGCGUGUGUCCGCUGCACGAGGAGUAGUGAACUGUGCGGAGAACGAGCGAGCAACGGUCGCUCGCUCGCUCGCUCGCUCGCUCGUGUUUCCAGCUCCGGUGUGUUCGUUCGCGGGUGUCAGUGACAUUAUUCUAGUCUAGAGCACGCGACUCGGGUGUUUUUCGAGAAUUCACGAAGUGCCAUAUCGUGUACGAGAUCGGAGCGGUAUAAGACGGCGCUCGCAUUUGCAUAUGCCGCGCGGCAGGUUGGAAUCCGAAAGUGAGGGAACCCUUGGCCGAUUCCCCGAACGACGGGAGGGCUCGAGUAACCGAUCGCGUUCCAGCCGAAGCUGGUGCACGUCGCGGUAAACAGCGACGGAGAUAAUCGGCGAAUCUCGCAGAGACUCGCGCGUCGAGCAUUCCGUCGCGCUGCUGCGACAGCGAUAAAGACGAGGGGAAACGAGAAAGCUACUCAACGAACGAUCGAAACCGAAAAGCUCCUUCGACUCGAGUACGCAUCUCGAGAGAGAAAAAUUUGCGAAGAUGCGAGAAAAAUCGCGCGACUGAAGGGCAACGAACAGUGACUCAAAAUAUUUCGAAGGAUAGUGCGAUUUUUACGAACAUCGAAUGGUGAAACGCAAGUAAGCGGAUAAUCAACUGACUCGCGCAAAGCCGAGUUCCGAGCGGCCGCCGUCGGCUGUUAUCGGGGCGGCGUGAAAGAACACCGUCGGUUCCGCGUUCGUGCCGUGAGUGUGUCAUGAUAGUUUGCGUGGCCGGCUGGGCAUGAACGUUGAAACCUGUACCCUCUACUUCGCUGGGACGGCCCGGGGCCCGGAGAAGGACAGAAUGUCAACCCAGGCUUACUACAAGGAGCGGCUCGGCUUUGAUCCGGCGGACACCGUUGCCGAGCAUCAGCGCGAGCAGCGCUCCCAGCACGGCUACGAGGAGUCGCUCUCCAAGUUCAAAGAUGAAAGAGACGCUAUACAGAAGAAGACCUUCACGAAGUGGGUGAACAAGCAUUUGAAAAAGACUUACACGUGCUUACACGUGUGCGUCCUUGUGAACAACCAACCAUGCUGUUCCCCCACCGCGAGCAGACAUGUCGGAGACCUGUUCGAAGAUCUACGCGAUGGCCACAACCUUAUCUCCCUGCUGGAAGUGCUCUCCGGCGAGCACCUUCCGCGGGAGAGGGGCCGAAUGCGUUUCCACAUGCUGCAAAACGUGCAGAUGGCCCUCGACUUUUUGCGCUACAAGAAGAUCAAGCUGGUCAACAUCCGGGCGGAGGACAUUGUGGACGGUAACCCUAAACUCACGCUCGGCCUGAUAUGGACCAUCAUCCUGCACUUCCAGAUAUCCGACAUCGUAGUCGGCCAGGAACCGAACGUCACAGCGCGCGAGGCCCUCUUGAGAUGGGCCCGACGAUCGACCGCCCGAUAUCCUGGCGUGCGUGUGACCGAUUUCACCUGUUCCUGGAGAGACGGUCUGGCUUUCAGCGCUCUUCUCCACAGGAACCGACCGGAUCUGGUCGACUGGAGAACCGCGCGUUCGAGCCAGGCUCGAGAACGGCUUGAUCGGGUCUUCUAUGUCGCCGAGCGCGAGUACGGCGUUACCAGGCUUCUCGAUCCAGAAGACGUUGAUACCCCUGAGCCGGAUGAGAAGUCCUUGAUAACGUACAUCUCUUCGCUCUACGACGUGUUCCCGGAGCCACCGGCCAUUCACCCUCUGUACGAUGCCGAGGCGCAGAGACGAUCCGCGGAGUAUCGCGAACUCGCGAGCUCGCUUCAUUUGUGGAUCCGCGAGAAAAUGGCCCUCAUGCAAGAACGAUCGUUCCCGCCGACCUUGAUCGAGAUGAAGAAACUCGCGGCGGACAGCGCGAAGUUCAAGAACGAGGAAGUGCCGCCGCGAUACAGGGACAAGCAGAGAUUAACGUACAUCUUCCGAGACUUGCAAAAAUAUUUCGAAGCGGUGGGUGAGGUCGACAUGGAACCGGAACUGCACAUCGACAUCAUAGACAAGAAUUGGAACCGCCUGAUAAUGCUGCAUCAGGAACGUGAGCAGGCCAUUAUCGAUGAAAUUAAACGACUCGAGCGUCUGCAACGACUUGCCGAGAAAGUACACCGCGAGAUGAAAGCGACCGACAACAGAUUGGAGGAGCUCGAGAGACGCGUGGAGGACGAGGCUCGCCGGCUCGAUCGCCUGCAUCCUUUGGAGGCGAAACACGCGGUGGAUCUACUCGAGCAGGACAUACGUAACACGGAAAGCCAGAUACAAAAUAUAUUCACCGAUGUGCACACCCUCACUGAGGGUAGAUACAGCCAGGCGCCCGAACUUCACAAGAGAGUACAGAAAUUGCAUCAAAGAUGGGUCGUAUUGCGAUCCCUUCUGCACAGGCGUUUAGUGCAACCGCUCUCCGCAGUUUUCCCUGUGGAGGAGCGCGUUGUCACGAAGCACCGUACUACCGUCCACGAAACACGAUUGGUCGAUACCAAUCCUCACUUCCGCGCUUUACACGACUGUAUAGACUGGUGCAAGAGUAAACUGAAGCAUCUACAAGAAGCAGAUUACGGAUCGGACUUGCCUAGCGUGCAAAAUGAAUUGGACGUACAUCAGAGAGAGCACAAAAACAUCGAUCAGUUCCAGGCCAAGGUCGACAAGUGUGUGCAAGCGAAGAACAAUUUCCACGGCGAGGAACUUACAUUGUACAGCCAGCAUCUCAGCACCUUGCAGAAGCUCUACGCCGAGCUUCUCGCCGUAUCGAAUAAGAGACUCUCCGAUUUGGACACACUGCACGAUUUCAUACAAUCGGCAACCGGCGAGCUGGUUUGGUUGAAUGCCAAGGAAGAGACCGAAGUCACGCGUGAUUGGAGCGACAAGAACCUCAAUGUACAGAGCAUCGAACAAUAUUACGAGUCUCUGAUGAGCGAUUUGGAGAAGCGCGAGAUACAGUUCUCGGCGGUGCAAGAUCGCGGCGAAGCACUGGUCCUUCAACAUCAUCCCGCGGCGAAAACCAUCGAAGCUUACAUGUCCGCGAUGCAAACUCAAUGGGCCUGGCUACUGCAACUCACUCUUUGCCUCGAGGUGCAUUUGAAGCACGCCGCGCAAAACCAGCAAUUCUUCAAAGAGGUUCAACAGGCCGAACAGUGGAUUUCCAAACGGGACGAAACACUAAACACUGUUUAUUCGCAAUCCGAUUUCUCGUUGGACGAGGGAGAGCGGCUCUUGAAGGGCAUGCAAGAGUUACGCGAGGAAAUCAACAAUUAUGGCGAUCACGUACAGAGACUCGUGGAGAGAGCGAAGGACAUCGUUCCCAUGAAGCAACGCAAGCAGCCUGUUAUGCGACCGUUGCAGGUCACUUGCAUCUGCACUUACAAGCAAGUCAAUAUGUCCAUCGAGAAAGGGGAACAGUGCACGCUGUACGACAAUUCCGGCCGAGUUAAAUGGCGCGUUAAGAACACACAAGGCGUGGAGUCGCCCGUACCGGGUGUUUGUUUCGCGCUGCAACCUCCCGAUAAGGAAGCGCUGGAAGCUGCGGAGAGACUGAGACGGCAGUACGACAGGAGCGUCGCUCUCUGGCAGCGAAAACAAUUGAGAUUAAGACAGAACAUGAUAUUCGCGACUAUCAAGGUGGUCAAGGGUUGGGAUCUGCCGCAAUUCUUGGCGAUGGGACAGGAUCAGCGUACCGCCAUCAGGAAAGCGUUGAAUGAGGACGCGGACAAGCUGCUUUCCGAGGGUGAUCCGGCGGAUCCGCAACUCAGGAGAUUGCGACGAGAAAUGGCGGACGUCAAUCGACUGUUCGACGAUUUCGAGAAGCGCGCGAGAGCCGAGGAGGAGUCGAAGAACGUCGGGCGCAUUUUCAACGAGCAGGCGUCUUCGCUUCAGCAGGCUCUCGACGAUGCCGAGCGAGUAUUGAACACGCGUAUAGCUUCUCCGUUACCACGAGAUCUCGACAGUCUAGAACAUCUGGUGCUGCAGCACAAAGAUUUCGAGCAAAAUCUGCAACGCUUGGCGCCCGAUGUGGAACAAUUGCAGCAGACGUUCCGCGGAAUCACCCUGAAGACUCCAGCGAUGAGGAACAAGCUCGACAACGUCACAACCAAAUGGAAUCACUUGUGGAACUUGAGCAGUUUGUACAUCGAGCGUUUGAAAUGCGUCGAAAUUGUGCUGUCCAGUCUCGAGGAGAACAUGGCUGCCAUCUCCGAGUUCGAAAUCAAGCUGGCCUCUUUCGGCGAAUUGCCGUCUGACGUGAAGGGCCUGCAAAUCGUAUUGGAAGACCUGAUGGUACUGCAAAACGCUAUCGCGCAGCAGCAGGUGUCGGUAGAUCAGCUGAACGAAGACGCGCACAACGCCAGGCGUCUUGUAGAGAAGUCGAGACCGAAUCACCGCGGUCCACACGGCGACAUGGAUAGAUUGGACGCCGAGGUGAAUAAACUGAAUGCACGGUGGACGAAUGUCUGCGGACAACUGGUGGACAGGCUGCGCAGUGCCGAAACGGCCUAUGGAUUGGCGCAGCAAUAUCAGAACUCGUACCAGAACGAGGUGGACUUUGUGGAUGAAUCCUACGCGAAGCUGGAAAUAGAGAACUCGAAGAACCUACUGAGCAAAGUGCUGGAUCGCGCGCCGGCAAUCGAGGUGGUGAACAUCACGGGCGGCCGACUGAUCCGCGAGGGAAAGAUCUACGGACAAAGGCUCCGAGCGUUCAAAGAACAAUUGGAAGAUAUCUGCCCGUCGUUGGACGCGUCGGUGAAGAGGCCGCGGCGAGAUUCCGUUAUUACGGUCGAUAUUGUUGCGCGCGAUCUAGAUACGCUGAACCGGAGAUACACGACCCUCGUGAGUCUGCUUGAGGAACGAGUGAGGCAGCUGGUGCUACUCCAUCCUGAAGACACUUCCUUACAGCGUGUUCUCCAAGAACAAAGGCCGCUGCGGACGUUCCGCACAGAGUUCAACAUAUACGAAAGCACUACCAGCGAGGAGCGUUAUACUUCCACGACCACUCACUACACCCAGUCGCAAUACACCUCCGAGAGGCAUGAGUCCACCGAGACGACUUACUCGAGCGAGACCUCGAGGCGAGGCCGCGAGCAGGCCGCGUAUCGUUCUAACGGCGAGACCGCCAGCCCGGGGGCCGCUUCACCCGUCGGCGGCAGCCUGCUCAAGCGCUCGUACGAGAACGAGGCGUCGAGCAGCAGUCGGCGGCAUCAACAGCAUCAACAACAAGACUUCACGUCCGUCGUGGACAGCAGUUUUAGUAGCGAGUUUAGGGGUAGGAGGGUACCGCGCAUCGACGACGGGGCCGCUACCGGCGCGGAGAACGUGAUCGACGUUAGGGGUAUCGUAGAUCCGAGCACCGGCGAGGUCCUGACUGUCGGCGAGGCGAUCCGGCUCAGGAUCCUCGACGUUAGGAACGGUAGGAUAGUGACGUCGAGCGACGGCAGGACGAGCGUGUCGAUCGAGGAGGCCGCGCGCGACGGCGUGAUCGACGCGGCGCUGGCCGAUCGGCUGUUAGGUCCAUGCGGGGUGACGGAGGAUGGCCGUCGGGUGUCCCUGCUCGAGGCGAUUCAGCGGGAGCUCUGCGAUGCCGAGCGGUCCGACAUCGCCGAUCGUGUUAAGCAAGCGGUGGAAGAGAAAUAUAAGCUCUGCGAUGAAACAUUGUCUAAGCUCCUGCAGUGGAUCUCCGAGAUCGAGGACAAGCUGGCGGAUCAAGAUACCGUGAAAGAAGAUGUGGAAGAAUUGAGAAAGCAGAUAAUUACCAUGAAAGAAAUAAAGGAGGAUCUCGAAGCGCACAGCCGAACCGUGUCAUCCUGCUUAGAUCAGAUUCGACAAGUCGUCCUGACCGGUGGCAACGUGUUGUCCAGCGACGAAGUGUCCACAUUGGAGAAGAACGGUCGAUCUCUGAAAACCCGAUUUGACAAAGCGUUGGACCGCACUGACAAAUUAGUGAAACGUCUCACUGGUGCCAGAGACGAGUUAACGAAGUUCAAGAAUGAGCUGACGACGUUCUCAAUUUGGCUGGACAAAGCCAGAGCCGUACUCGAGGAUAAGGAACGUUCGCUGUCCGAUCUGAAUAAAUUGAGCAGCAGCACGGACACCACUCGCGAUUUCAUCAGCGAUGUCAUCGCUCACCAAGCAGAUUUGAGAUUCAUCACGAUGGCCGCGCAGAAGUUCGUCGACGAGAGCAAAGAGUAUCUCCAAGUUCUCAACGACUUUAGGACCAGCUUGCCGCAAAGACUGCCGCACAAAGAGCCCACUGCCAGCCAGGAUUCGCCGGUACGAGCCGAAGUGUCCAGCGCGACGGCUCGGUACAAAGAUCUACUGUCUCGAGCGAAUCUUCUGUCAGACAGAUUAUCAGGCGUCGGUGGUAAACAGAGAGAUUAUCAUGAUUCUCUGGAUAAAGCUAGAACGUGGCUGAGGGAGGUCGAACCGAAGGUGCACAGAAUUAUUUCCGAGCCUGUCGCCGCCGAGCCGAAACAAGUAGAGGACCAACUGAGCAAAGCCAAGGCGUUGAACAAUGAAUUCGUCGCUAAUGAGCGCUUGGUCGACAACGCUAAGCACAGCCUUGAGGCUUUGCUGCAUUCUCUCGAGGGCCAAUUGACGAUCAACGAAGCUAACGAGCUUGAAGAACCGGUGAAGGCACUGGAAGAUAAAUACAAGCAACUCAGUAACGCCCUGGCUGACAAGUGUCAAGAGCUUGACACAGCGCUAGUGAGAAGCCAAGGAGUGCAAGAUGCGUUGGACAGUCUCGUCGCGUGGCUGAAUAACGUUGAGAGUCAAUUUAAAUCGCUUCAGCGUCCAGCGAGCUUGCAGAAGGAACGUUUGGAGGAGCAACAAAGGGAACAGCGAUUACUUCAAGCCGAUCUGGAUAGCCAUCGUUUGAGCGUAGAAACCAUCACAGCGAACGCUCAAGAUCUUCUCUUGAACUCGAGCAAUGUCCGCAUCGCCAAGCGCAUCGAGAGCAAGCUGAAGGAUGUGCAAAGCAGAUUCGAGAAACUGAUGGACAAGUCUUUGAGGCGCGGCGAAUUCUUGGAUGAAAUAGCGCAAGCUCUGAACGAGUUCCUCAGCGAUGUAUCUAAAUUCGAGAGCUGGUACGCACACAUGAUGGAAGUGCUCGACGCGAGAGAUCUGAGCAAGCUCGACAUGUCGGAGUACGAAGGUAAAAUGGCUCGAUUGAUAGACUUGCGCGAGGAUCAGCGCGGCAAUUUCGAAGAUCUUAUACGCAGCGGAAAGAAUUUAAUCUCCAAGAAGGAUAUAACCGAAGCCGGCGCGAUCCGAGACAAGAUCAAGGCGCUCGAAUCCCAGUGGAAGGAACUGAACAAUCUACUCGACGAGAAACAACGUUUGUGCAAAUCGCGAGCGGAACAACACAUCGCGUACGAGAAGCUGCGGGAUCAAGUGCUCGAUUGGCUCACUCGCACGGAGAACAAGGUGCAAGGCCUCGAACCGGUCGCUGUGGAUUUAGACAAGCUGAAAUUGCAGCAGGAGGAACUGAAACCAAUACAAAAGGAAUAUCGCGACUACGGUAACACGGUCGACAAGAUCAACGAUCUCGGUAUUGCUUACGACAGCCUGUUGAAGGAACGCGGCGAGAGUCCAACGCGUCGCCGUGGCAGUGCCAGUCCGACGAAGAGACCAGUACUGCGAAUGUCACAAGACGGUCGCUCGCCGUCACCCACUAAAUCCUACGCGGUUCAAAGUCCGGUCUCUCCAGGUGGUAGCAGCGGAUUCAGCAGUCGCCGUUCGAGCCAAGACGGCUUCCAUUUGGAGGAACUGUCGCCGGUUCAGCAGCAGCUUUCCGAGAUCAAUCACAGAUACGGAUUGCUCGGCGUCCGAUUGUCCGAUCGCCAAACGGAAUUGGACAACAUUAAGGAGGAACUGAAAAAACAUUUGGAUCAUUUGAAAGUGCUCUCUCAAUUCUUGGAUAAGAUCCAGCGGCAGCUGCCUAAAGAAAGUAUGCCCGCCACUAAAGACGACGCGGACAAAACAGCCAAGCAAGUCAAACUCCUCGUCGAGGAGAUGUACGAGAAGCAGUCUCUGUUGGACAGCACUCGUACGCAAGUGCGUGAUUUGGUCAGACGUAAGAAGGGAGCGGACGGCGUUGACAGAUUGAACGAUGAGAUGGAAGACGUCGCUAGCCGCUGGAGAUCGAUCUCGGACAGAUGCAAGGACAGAAUCAAAUUCUUGGAAGACAUUAAAGACUUCUACGACACGUACGACGGUCUGAAUUCGUGGCUUGGCGCUAAGGAGCGCAUGCUGAGCGCUCUAGGACCGAUUUCGCCCGAUCCUCGCAUGGUCGCGAGCCAAGUGCAACAGGUGCAAGUCCUCCGGGAGGAAUUCAGAACUCAACAGCCGCAAUUGGAUCAUCUGAUACAAGUCGGAGAGAGUAUUCUCGUCACGAUAUCCGUAGAUUCUUCGGACGGACAAAAGAUAAACGCGAAACUGCAGAGCAUCUUGCAAAGAUGGGCGGAUCAAAUGGGAAGAUUGGACGAGAGAGCGCAAAGUUUGGGAGACGCCGUGGAUACCAGUCGCGAGUUCGACGCCAGUCUUAAUCGACUGCGGGACGCCUUGCAAGCAAUUUCGGACAAUUUGGACGAGUUGACUCUUGAAAAAGAUCCCGAAGAGCAACUUCGUAAGAUCGAGAAUCUGGAGAGGCAGUUAGAAGGACAAAGACCGUUGUUGGCGGACGCGGAAAUGGCCGGUGCGCAGUUAUGCGAAGUUCUCAGCGACCCUGCAUCGAGGUCCGAAAUUCAAGGAAAACUCGCCACCGUCGGCAAAAUGUAUAACAACUUGCAGAAGAAGCUGGAUCACAGGAAAGCUGAAAUCGAAGGCAAUCUCCGAGACGGAAGGCAAUUUGAGGCUUCCUGUAGCAGAACUCUUGGAUGGCUCGCCGACGAACUUGGCAAUAUGUCUGAGAAGCUGCUGGUGUCUGCUGACAGAGAAGUUCUGCAACAACAACUUGACCAUCACGAACCUGUAUAUCGAAAUGUGAUGGGUAAAGAGCACGAAGUCAUAAUGCUGUUGAAUAAAGGACGUGACAUACUUGCACGGUCUCAGAAAGCUGAAAACCGUUCUCUUCAACGCGACUUGGACAAGAUGCAGUCGCAGUGGGAUCGCUUGAAGAAGGAUACCGUCGAGAGACACACCAGAUUGCAGACUUGCGCGGAACAUUGCAAGAAAUAUUACAAAGCUCAGGACGUAUUCCUCCCGUGGCUCCGACAGGCCGAGGACAAAUUGGAUAGCUUAAUUCCUACAUCCUUCAGACGCAAAGACAUCGAGAAACAGCUGAAGGAAUUGUCAUCGUUCAGGAACGAAGUGUGGAAGCACUCUGGAGAAUUUGAAAAUAAUAAGACGCUCGGCGAGACGUUUGUCGGAGCUUGCGACAUUGACAAACAGAACGUGAAGAAUGAACUCAGCGCUAUGAAAACUAGAUGGGAUAAAUUGAACAAUGAUUUGCUGUCUAGAACACAGUCUUUGGAAGAUACCGCACGUCACUUAAUGGACUUCAAUGAGAACUUGCGCUAUUUGCAACACGGUUUACAGCGUUGCGAAGAUAAAUUAGCCUCGCACGAUGCUCUUGGUGGAGCAGCCAAGGAUCCAAAACUUCUCGACAGAAUAAAGAAUUUGCGAGAGGAAACGACGAGCUUGAAGAAACCCUUGCAAUGCGUGAAACAACAGGCGAACGAUCUCGUGAACAAAGCCGGCGAGCAAGGCGUCGAUGCGACACAUUUACAGGACGAAAUUGAUAAUGUUACAGAUCGCAUUAAUGAUUUGCAAGCGAAACUGGACGACAGAUGCAACGAGUUGCAGAGCGCGGCGACAGCGGUCGCGCAAUUUAACGAUCAAGCAAAAUCGAUCAAUCAACAUCUGACGGCUCUCGAGAAAGAUUUAGAUUCCAUGAAGGCACCCGGCAGAGAAAUUAAGAUUGUACGAGGCCAAUUAGAGGAUACUUCCAGAGUCAUCAGCAGAAUUAUCAAGCUCUACGAAGAUAUUAGUGAUCUGGAGAAUCGUGGCGAGCGUUUGGUCGAUUACGGUUUCGCCGCUGACGCUGUAGCAACCAGAAAUCAAGUCGAUGGAUUCAAACGACAAAUUGGCAAACUGGAUGAGCGUGCGCGUAACAGAGAGGAUGAGCUCACUUCCACCUUGAACAAGCUGCAAGAGUUCUAUCAAUUGCACGCUGAAGUUAUGGAGGGUAUUAGUGACGCAAACGAACAGGUCAGAAAGUUCAAGCCUGUUGGAUCCGAAGUGGAUUCGAUUAAGGCUCAACAGGAGGACUUUAGAGCUCUUAAAUCCAACAAGAUUGAACCGCUGGCGCACGCCAUCGAUGAGUGUAAUGCACUCGGUCAAAAUCUCAUACAGACUGCAGGACGAGAUGUCAACACAAGUAACAUCGAGAAAGACGUCGACAAAAUGAACGAAAGAUGGAACGAUUUGAAAGAUAGACUGAAUGAACGAGAUCGCAAGCUCGACGUUGGAUUAUUGCAAUCUGGCAAAUUCCAAGAGGCUUUGGACGGCUUAGAGAAAUGGUUGACCGAUACAGAAGAAAUGGUUUCCAAUCAGAAGUCACCGUCCUCCGAUUACAAAGUUGUGAAAGCGCAGUUGCAGGAACAGAAAUUCCUGAAAAAGAUGUUGCUGGACCGUCAAAAUUCUAUGUCGUCUCUCUACAAUAUGGGACGAGAAGUAGCCGCAGAUGCAGAUCCGAAGGAGCGUAAAGCCAUCGAGAAGCAGUUGAACGAUCUAGUGGGCAGAUUCGAUAAUCUGACCGAAAGCGCCGCGGAGAGAAUGGACGCUCUCGAGCAAGCUAUGGUGGUGGCGAAACGAUUCCAAGAUAAAUUAGUGCCGCUUGCCAUCUGGUUGGACAAGACGGAGAAGAAAGUAAGAGACAUGGAGUUGGUUCCCACCGAUGAAGAGAAAAUACAACAACGCAUCAACGAGCACGAUGUACUUCACGAGGACAUCAUAUCGAAGACGCCUGAUUUCAGCGAACUCACGGAGAUAGCAAGCCAGCUAAUGUCGCUCGUGGGCGAAGACGAAGCCGCCGCAUUGGCCGACAAGCUUCAAGAUGCGGCGGACAGAUACGCCGCUUUGGUCGAACGAUCUGAGGCUCUCGGCAGCCUGUUGCAACGCUCGAGGCAAGGCUUGCGUCAUCUGGUUCUCACGUAUCAAGAUCUGCAGGCGUGGAUGGAGAACAUGGAGAUCCGAUUGUCGAAGUAUCGCGUUUUAGCUGUGCACACGGAGAAACUUUUGCAGCAAAUGGACGAUCUCGCGGACCUCACGGAGGAGAUUUCCACGCGGCAAACGGAAGUCGACAGCACCGUGGAUUCCGGUCUGGAACUGAUGAAGCACAUCUCGAGCGACGAGGCGCUUCAACUGAAGGACAAGUUGGACUCGCUGCAGCGUCGAUUCAAUGAUCUCGUCACGCGCGGCUCGGAUCUUCUGAGGCACGCUCAGGAGUCCUUGCCGCUGGUGCAGCAAUUCCACGAUAAUCAUAAUCGAUUGAUGGAUUGGAUGCAGGGCGCGGAGUCGGCUCUUCAGUCCGCCGAGCCUCGCGAGGAGGAGAUCAUACGACUCGAGAUGGAGAUAUCGGAGUACAGACCCGUCUUGGACAAGAUCAACGCGGUGGGCCCGCAGCUGUGUCAAAUGUCGCCGGGCGAGGGUGCCGCGACUAUCGAGGGUCUCGUCACUCGGGACAACAGGCGAUUCGAUGCGAUCGCCGAGCAGAUCCAGAGGAAGGCGGAGAGGAUUCAACUGAGCAAGCAGCGUUCCCUGGAGGUGAUCGGCGAUAUCGACGAUCUGCUCGAUUGGUUCAGGGAGGUCGACAAUCAACUCCGCGAGGCCGAGCCGCCCAGCAGCGAACCUGAGAUUAUCCGAGUACAAUUGAAGGAGCACAAAGCGCUCAACGACGAUAUAUCCAGCCAGAAGGGCCGAGUCCGCGAUGUCAUUUCGACGGCGAAGAAGGUGAUACGUGAAAAUAUUCAGCACGAGGACACGUCUACUAUCAGAGACAAGAUGGAAGAUCUGCGCGAAACGAUGGAGAUUGUGUCGGCCUUAUCGACGGACAGAUUGGGAGCUCUGGAGCAAGCUCUACCGUUGGCUGAGCAUCUUCGCGACACUCACGCCGGUCUCGUCAGCUGGCUAGAGGAGGCCGAACAGCAAAUCGCCAUGUUGCCUAUGCCCGCUCUGCGACCCGAUCUGAUCGCGGCGCAACAAGACAAGAACGAACUUCUCAUACAGAGCAUCAACGAGCACAAGCCUCUGGUGGAGAAACUCAACAAGACCGGCGAAGCUCUCAUCAAAUUGUGCAACGAGGAGGAAGGUAUAAAAGUGCAGGACAUUCUGGAUAACGACAACGCGCGCUACGCCGCGCUGAGAGCCGAAUUGAGAGGUCGACAGCAGGCGUUGGAACAGGCGUUGCAAGAAUCUUCGCAGUUCUCCGACAAGCUGGAAGGUAUGCUGCGUGCGCUGUCGUCCACCGCUGAUCAAGUGAACGGCGCUGAGCCUGUCAGCGCUCAUCCUCCUCGUUUGCGCGAUCAGAUGGAAGAAAAUGCAGCCUUGGCGGACGAUCUUGCACAGAGAUCUGAGGCUUACGCGGCCGUCAAGAAAGCCGCGGACGAUGUGAUCAGCAAAGCCGGCAAUAGAGCCGACCCGGCGGUGAAAGACAUCAAGCGCAAGCUGGACAAGCUUAAUAAAUUAUGGGCGGACGUGCAGAAGGCAACGACCGACCGCGGUCGCACUUUGGACGACACUUUGGCUGUCGCCGAGAAGUUCUGGGCCGAAUUGAACGGAGUGAUGGCUACCCUGAGAGAGCUGCAAGACGCUCUCGCCGGACAGGCACCACCGGCCGCUCAACCGGCCGCCAUUCAGCAGCAGCAGGUGGCGUUGCAGGAAAUCAGACAAGAGAUCGAUCAGACCAAGCCGGAUGUCGAGCAAGUCAGAGCGUCGGGGCACGAAUUGAUGGGAUUGUGCGGCGAGCCGGACAAACCUGAAGUGCGCAAGCACAUCGAAGAUCUGGAUCAGGCUUGGGACAACGUCACCGCUUUGUACGCCAGACGCGAGGAGAAUCUAAUCGACGCCAUGGAGAAGGCGAUGGAGUUCCACGAGACGCUGCAGAAUCUGCUGGAGUUCCUGCAGGAGGCCGAGGACAGAUUCGCGGACAUGGGUCCGCUCGGCAGCGACAUCGACGAGGUGAAGAAGCAGAUCAAGCAGCUGGCCAACUUUAAGGCCGAGGUGGACCCGCACAUGGUGAAAGUCGAGGCGUUGAACAGGAGUCUGACAAGACAAGCGGCAGAAUUAACGGAGAGGACGUCUUCCGAGCAAGCAGCAGCCAUUAAAGAACCACUCGGUGCCGUGAACAAACGAUGGGACGGCCUGCUGAGAGGCUUAGUGGAGAGGCAGCGAUUGCUGGAGAACGCGUUACUGCGGCUCGGUCAAUUCCAACACGCGUUGGACGAGCUGUUGGUGUGGAUCGAAAAGACAGACAAAACGCUUGAUAAUCUCAAGCCGGUAGCCGGCGAUCCGCAAGUGAUCGAAGUCGAGCUGGCCAAACUGAAGGUCCUUGUGAACGACAUACAAGCGCAUCAGACGAGCGUCGACACUCUGAACGACGCCGGACGUCAGUUGAUCGAGGAUGGCAAAGGCACCGCGGAAGCGUCUACCACGGCCGAUAAGCUAGGCACUUUGAAUCGCCGUUGGCGAGAUCUGCUGCAGCGCGCUGCUGAUCGCCAGCGAGAACUGGAAGACGCUUUGCGAGAGGCGCAAUCCUUCACCGCCGAGAUACAGGACUUGCUGUCGUGGCUGGGCGACGUGGAUAACAUGAUAGUAGCCUCCAAGCCCGUCGGCGGUCUGCCCGAGACCGCGUCCGAACAGCUGGAACGCUUCAUGGAGGUUUACAACGAGCUGGAGCAGAACCGUCCAAAGGUCGAAACAGUGCUGCAACAAGGACAAGAAUAUCUGAAGAAGGCAGACACGACCAGCGCGGGUGGAUUGAAUCACAAUUUACGCACGUUGAAGCAGAAGUGGGACAACGUGCUCGCGCGCGCCAGCGAUAAGAAGAUAAAAUUGGAGAUCGCGCUGAAGGAGGCUACCGAAUUCCACGACGCGCUGCAAGCGUUCGUUGAUUGGCUGACCAACGCUGAGAAGAUUCUGACGAAUCUUAAACCGGUCUCGAGGGUUAUGGAAACGAUACUCCAACAAAUCGAAGAGCACAAAGCAUUCCAGAAGGACGUCGGCGUGCAUCGCGAGACCAUGUUGAAUCUCGACAAGAAAGGAACUCAUCUCAAAUACUUCUCUCAGAAGCAGGACGUGAUUCUUAUUAGAAACUUGCUCGUGAGCGUGCAGCACAGAUGGGAACGAGUGGUCUCCAAGUCGGCGGAGCGGACGAGAGCGUUAGAUCACGGUUACAAGGAGGCCAGAGAAUUCCACGACACCUGGUCGAACUUGAUGAACUGGUUGGACGAAACCGAAAAGACGCUGGACGAAGUCGCGGCUGACGGACUCGGCGGCAACGAUCCGGACAGAAUUAAAGCGCGCCUCACCCGACACCGUGAGAUACAGAAGGCGCUGAGCGCUAAGCAGAGCACGUACGACACGACGAUGAAGAACGGGAAAACGUUGAAGGACAAAGCGCCGAAGACUGACGAGCCCGCUUUGAGAGAACUUCUGAACGAGUUGAAGAACAAAUGGACUACUGUAUGCGGUAAGUGCGUGGAUCGACAGAGGAAACUGGAGGAGGCCCUGCUGUUCUCCGGACAGUUCAAAGAUGCGAUUCAGGCGCUGCUUGAGUGGCUGAGCAAAACCGAGAAGUAUCUGGCCAACACCGGACCGCUUCAUGGCGAUCUGGAUACUGUAACCAAUCUAGUGGAGCAGCAUAAGACCUUUGAGAGGGAUCUGGAGUCGCGCGCUUCGCAAAUGGAGUCCGUCAUCAAGACAGGUCGCGAGCUGGAGUCUAAAGCUUCCAUCGAGGACGCGUCGAUGAUCAGGUCGCAACUAUCCGAAUUGAACAGCCUCUGGGACAGAGUGACCAGUCUAUCGUCGAAGAAGUCGAGGCAACUAGAAGACGCCCUUCGAGAGGCCGAACGACUUCACAAAGCUGUUCACGUGUUGCUGGAAUGGCUGAGCGACGCGGAGAUGAAGUUGCGAUUCGCCGGACCGCUGCCGGAAGACGAGCAAGAGAGCAGAAACCAACUUAUGGAGCACCAGAGAUUCCUCCGCGAGUUGCAGACUAAGGAAAUCGAGAAGGACAACACGUUGGAGCUGGCGCACAUCAUCCUCGGAAAGGCUCAUCCGGACGGCGCCGCCGUCAUCAAACACUGGAUCACGAUUAUUCAAUCCAGGUGGGAGGAAGUGGCGACUUGGGCUUAUCAGAGGAACCAAAGGCUGGAGAAUCAUAUGCAAGGCUUGCAGGAUCUUGACAAUCUUCUCGAGGAGUUGUUAGCCUGGCUCGAAGGUUUGGAGAACACCUUGAACGCCCUCGAAGCGGAACCCUUGCCGGAUGACAGGGCUACGCUCGAAAUGCUCAUCGCGGAUCACAGAGAAUUUAUGGAGAAUACCAGCCGAAGGCAAAACGAGGUUGAUCGCGUGUGCAAGGCCCGGCAAAUCAAGCCGAUAAAGGAUGCGAGAAAAAUAUCGAAAAUUAGAUCGCCAGCGCCCACUAAGGAUCUCUAUCAGGAUAGCGAGCUUGAGCAGCCUCAACCUCGUAAGCAAAGCCGAGGCAGCCCAGGUCGUGACAGAACGCCAGAUCUUACAUUGCCACACAUCGGUCCACGCUUCCCACCUAAAGGAAGCAAAGGAGCCGAACCGGAAUUCCGUAGUCCGAGAGUUAAGCUGCUCUGGGAUAAAUGGCGUCAUGUUUGGAUGCUGGCAUGGGAACGUCAACGUCGCCUGCAGGACAAAUACAAUUACAUUCAAGAGUUGGAUCGUGUCGCCAACUUUAGCUGGGAAGAUUGGCGCAAACGGUUCCUGAAAUUCAUGAAUCAUAAGAAGUCCAGGCUGACCGAUCUGUUCAGGAAGAUGGAUAAGAACAACGACGGACUUAUUCCGAGGGAGGACUUCAUUCAAGGAAUUAUGAACACCAAAUUCGAGACUUCUCGUCUGGAGAUGGGCGCUGUCGCCGACCUCUUCGACCGUCACGGCGAGGGCUUGAUAGACUGGAAAGAGUUUAUCGCCGCCCUGCGACCCGACUGGGAGGAACGACGAACGUACAACGACACAGACAAGAUCCACGACGAAGUGAAGCGGCUGGUCAUGCUGUGCACCUGUCGCCAGAAGUUCCGCGUUUUCCAAGUUGGCGAAGGAAAGUACAGGUUUGGUGACAGCCAGAAGCUGCGAUUGGUUCGAAUCCUACGCUCCACUGUCAUGGUACGCGUAGGCGGAGGCUGGGUAGCGCUAGACGAAUUCCUCUUGAAGAACGACCCGUGCCGCGUUUUUCUAAUGCCAAUACCGGAUCCUAACAAACCGGAACAACAUGAGGGUUGGUGUCCGCUCGCCAAGGGAAGAACGAAUAUCGAGUUGCGGGAGCAAUUCAUACUAGCGGACGGCGUUAGCCAGACUAUGACGGCCUUCCGGUCCAAGCCGAGCCCGACCUCGACGCUGCAGCGUACGCAGAUAUCCUCCAGCACUGCGGGACCGAUCACCAAGGUAAGAGAACGCAGUGCUCGCAGCGUACCUAUGGGUCAAUCGCGAGCAUCGCGCUCAUCCUUGAGCGCCGGCACGCCGGACAGCCUUAGCGACAAUGAAAGUUCCUUCAAGUUAUCUGGUAGGAAAACCAGCACGCCUUAUAGAUCUACCGUGACGCCCGGUGGUAGCCGUCCAUCUAGCAGGCCGGCCUCAAGACCUGCCUCCCGACCUGCCAGUAGACCGAGUAGUCGACCAGCGUCGAGACAGGGAAGUAAACCGCCUAGUCGAUACGGAUCCACGCAAUCCUUGGAUGAUGAUUCAUGCACGCCGAGUCGCAUCCCGCGAAGAACAGUCGUGGGUGGCUCCGGCAACACUCCGACGUCCAGUAGACACAACAGCAUAUCUGGUAGGAAACUCACGACUCCGAUGAAUGGCUCGAGCUCCCGACCCCGCACCCCGACAGGAUUGAUCAGUCCCGCCGGCGGAGUGUCCUCCAGCCGCUCUAGGAUACCCGUGUAUGUGGGGGUGGAUAUUAAAUCUCCUCAGUCGACCACCAGCAAUAUGUCGACUCAUUCAACACAAAGCAACCAUUCUACGAUUUCUACUGAUUCCACUGGGAGCAGUUCCGUGUGCACAAACUCAGCAACUAACAUACCAACAGCCGUAAAGCAAGCUAGGGUACGCACACCGUCCAGUGGAUCCAGCACACCGCUGCCGCCUUCGAAGUUAUCGAGGAAACCCUCCGGUGCUUCCGACACGUCCGUGUCGGGAACAACGCCGAGCACACGGAGAGGAAAACCCACGCCGAUCGAGCAACGCGCGCCGUUCCGAUUGUAAUAGCUUAUUAACGGAAAUGUAGCUUAUAAAACUCGCAAAUUAUGCCUGAACAUAGAAUAAAUAUAUAAAAGAAAAACAUCCCCGCUGCAUAUUAAAGGAUGACCGCAAGGUAUUACAGGGAACAUAUUGUUAUUAUAUGAUAAGAGAGAGAAAUAUGCGCGUGAUGCGCGCACGCUAAAUCGACUGGAUCGAAAUUUUUCAUAGAAGGCAAAUGAGGAAUAUAUAAAUUAUGAUAUAAUUUUUAUCAUUCUGUUGUAUUUCGCCAAGUACUGAAUGCCAUUUAAAUUAUGAAAUACCAAUGAGUGUUUGAUACUCUCUUAAAGUAAGGGAUGAACGAGUUAGGGGAGGUUUAUUUAUUUCAUGCUCGCGUUAGAAAGUGCUUAAAGCGUCUAUCUAGUUUAUAAUAACGCAUGGGAGCGAAGUAAAUUAUUGUUAUAAAUACUUUAACCACGGUAUUGCCGAAAAAGUGCAGGGUUAAUGCGCUAUAACUGAAAAUAUUUCGGCGAGAUAUUUCAUAUCUCCGUCGACUCUCUUGAUUAAGGACAAUACUACUAAAAAGAUUUUAUUAUAAAAAGAUCAGCAUUAUAUGUAUUAUAAUUACGCUUAUGUUUGAAGUAUAAUUAGAUGCGUGUAAUUACUUUUAGCGUAGUUUGCUCAUUUCCCGCACGCAUGCCUUUGCGUGUUUUAUACCGUCGCGUAAAUUGUCCGAGGGUUUUCUCGGUGAAACUUUGACCCAUAUAAUUGAGUAAAUUGUAUACUCGAAGACAUUAAUUUAUUUAAUAUUUUCUGCUUGACUUAUGUAUAUUAGUCAUAAGACGUAAUUAACGUCUAACGCGCAUUUGUUAAAAAAAUGAGAAAGAAACUUUGUAUGCGUUUCUCGAUUAGGCAAUCGACAUUCAUUUUUGUUAUCCGUUUCGCAAAUUGCCGCACAUAUUGGACUAGUCGUAUAUUUGUAAAAAUCAGAUUGAAUCUUUUCUUGUUUUAUUUUCUUUUUUUUUUGCAUUAUGCAGCCAAUUGUAUAAGAGAAUUAUUCUAUGUGUAAUCUAUAAAUAUUGAUUGAUUUUAACAAUCUGUUUAAGAGAUAUAUACAUAUAUAUAUAUAUACAUAUUACUUCGAGGAAUAUUUUUAACGUCCUUGCGAAACGGAAUAUCUUGCAGUUUUGUGAACAACUACGACAGUAAUCAAACCUAGUUUACGAUUACGCACAAGUUUAACCCUCGAACGGUCGUAGCUGAAAAGCAUAAUUUUAUAGGCAUUGAUUUUUAAAGUAAUGUUAAAGUAAUGUCUAUGAAAUUCUCUUAAUUAGAACAUGCCAAUUAUCAAUAUGAAAUGUUCAAUGAAGAUGGUUUAAAUUGUGGAUUUCACUGACGGAGCGAGAUAUUAAAUUUAAAAAAAUUUACGCCCGUUCCAGGGUUAACACGCGAUUCGCUUUUGUUAUGCGUUUGCGAAUCGAUUUAUUAAUAUAUAAAUAAAUAAAUAAUGAUUAUUAUAUAAUUAUGUAUCUGUGUAAUUAUAUAAUAAUUGCUGAUUAUAAUUGAUUAACGUGAGAUUUAAGAGUUCAGGGGAACAUACCUAACAGCGUUAAAAUAUUAAAUAAAGAAAAAAUUACGUGUGAAUAGCUAAGUAAAAUAUAUUCCGUUGCGCGAAGUGGCCUGUUAGGUGACGGGUAGAAAAGAAAAACUCUGAGAAAAAAAAGACAUUUCCAUUUUUUUUACAUGUAUACUUUUAGACGCGAUUAAUAUAUAACGAGAUACGACUCGCUGCCUCUUUAUAAAUGUUACGUAAUGCGAUUAAUCUUAUUAACAACUUCUCAGCGUACGAUUUUUUGUUUCUUUUUCACUUACCGAGAAGUGCUGUAUCGAUGCUAAUAAUGCAGUGAUAAAGAGAAAUAUAACAAACAACACGCACA